AUGAGUUUUAAAUCCACUUUUCAAAUGGGGGAAGAGAACGGAAGCCCUAAAUCUAUGAAUGGCGUCAGCAAAAGUGCUAAUGAAAAUAGUGCGGAUGAAAUUGACGAUCUCUUUGGAGGUGUGGGUAGUGACGAAGAACGAGAACGAGUAGGUUCUGGAGAUAUAACUCCAGUUGCCUCUCCAAUUGCCUCACCCUCUGAAGCAAUGUCGAAUGUAUUUCGCUUACCAUUAAAAAGUUGGAAUAAUAAGUACAUUGUCGCAAAAGUACCAAAUUUUUUUCACUAUACGACUGCCGCUUUUCGACCAGAAACCUAUAGUCAAGCAGAUGAUCAGACAGUCGAAGAUGCGAUAAAGUUAGGUGCACAAGAUGGAUUGCGUUGGCGAUACAAGAAGGAUCCAAAUACAGGUAUAGAGACUAAUGAAAAAGAAUCAAAUGCCAGGAUAAUAAAGUGGAGUGAUGGAUCAAAGACCCUACUUAUUGGAAAGGAACAAUUUGAAAUAUCUAGUGAAUCUCUAGAAUCAAAACACCAAUUUCUCACGGUUCCUCAUCGAGGAUCAAAUACGCUUGAGCUUCAUGAAAAGCUCAAUGAGCAUAUUACUUUCUGCCCUAUUUCAGGCAGCACUACUCAUAAGAAAUUAACCAUAGCCAUUCAAUCUAGGCAUGCAAAGCAAGUAAAAACUCAGUUUGUUGAUAUGAAUAAAGAUCCAAAAUUGAUUCGACUCCAAAUAGAGGCUGAAAGAGAUAAAAAACAUAAUGUUCAAAAGCGCAUGACAAAUGCGAAUCGCGCUCCCAAGGGACGUAAAAAGCAUGAUGAUGAUUCUGAUGCAGAAGAAAGAAAUCCUGCAUUUGGCGUUAGUAAACCGCGGAAUGAUUCUUACGAAGAUGACUCUGGAUUUGUGCGACGUCGUAAAGGAAAAGAGAAGAUUGAUAGCUCUCGUAAGAAAACAACAUCCAGCUUUGCGACAUCGAAAUCCAAAAAGCAUCGCUUUUAUGAUGACGAAUCAAAUGAUGAUCAAGAUGAUCCCUUUCAAAUGGAUGUCGAGCCGUCUUACGAGCAUCGCGAUCGUCAUGAACGAUCCAAAAAGCGAGUAAAAGAGCAUCAUUAUACUGAAGAAAUACCAAAAUCUCGAAGGAAUAAUAAUUUUGAGGAAUCAGAUGGUGAGAAUCAAGGAGAAUCCCAAGAUCGUAAUGAACACCAUAAGAAACGAAUAAAGGAGCAACAACGUAUCACUGAGGAAGAUGAAGAGAUUAACGUCGUAGAUCAAAUUCUUA
Molecule: messenger RNA, 1273 nt
Organism: Racocetra persica
Lineage: Eukaryota; Fungi; Glomeromycota; Glomeromycetes; Diversisporales; Gigasporaceae
Source: the annotation of a GenBank genome assembly